UUUGUUUUGAUCAUAUUUGAAGUUCAAGAUGGCGGCCUCCGGGUUGGCGAGAGCCACCACGAGACUUUUGAAUCCUCGUUUACCUGUGAUCGUAGUGUGCGGAGCAACUGGGACUGGAAAAUCAAAACUAGCAUUAGAAAUAGCUGAGAAAUAUGGAGGUGAAGUCAUUAGCGCCGAUUCCAUGCAGAUUUAUCAAGGAUUGGACAUCAUCACGAAUAAAGUCACGUCAGAAGAGCGGCAACUCGUAGCGCAUCAUCUGAUUGAUUGCGCAUCGCCUUUGACCCGCUGGACUGUCGUGGACUUUCAGCGCAAAGCGUUGCCCGUUAUUGAUGGCUUGUUGCGAGACGGCCGUGUUCCAGUCAUCGUCGGCGGGACGCAUUACUACAUCGAGUCGUUACUAUGGAAAGUGUUGCUGGACGAUGAGGGCGAGCAGACGGCACAUCCGCUCCUCUACGAGCGGGACCAACAGCUGCGCCGCGAGCGUCCACCUUGUGCCGCCCAAAGUGGCGGCCAAGAUGACGAGCAACUCUUGAAAUUGUUACGCUUCGAUGAUGGAUCGGACGGGCCACAAUUGCAGCACUUGACCAGCGGCCGACUUCACGCGCUCCUGAAGAAGGUUGAUCCCGUCAUGGCCGACGCCAUUCAUCCCAACAAUCGGCGCAAAAUUGUCAGGUCGCUUCAAGCGUGGCAACAGCACGGACGACCCCAUAGCGAGUUGCUCCGGUCGCAACGGGACUCGGAGGGAGGUUCGACGCUGGGAGGUCCCCUCCGCUACGCCGGUCGUACGCUCAUCUUUUGGGUCCAAUGUCAACAGGAGGUGCUGGACCGUCGACUGGAUGCCCGUGUGGAUGACAUGAUGUCUCGCGGCCUUGUAACCGAAUUGGCCCAAUUCCACAAUCUCUACAACGCACGGCGCCUACAAGACCAGAUCAAGGAGCCGGAUUACACCAUUGGCAUUUUCCAGUCGAUCGGAUUCAAGGAGUUUCAUCAAUACCUCGUGCUGCCAUCUAACGAGCAAAUGGAAGACGUUGGACGACGUCUGCUGCAGCAGGGCGUGGAAGCCCUGAAAAUAAGGACGCGGCGCUACGCCCGCAAACAGAUUAAAUGGAUUGUCAAGCGUUUCCUUCAACAACCCGAUCGUCAGGUGCCUCCAGUGUAUGGACUAGAUGCCACGGAUGUGACUGACUGGAACGAGAAAGUCAGGGAUGUCGCUUUUCGAAUAGUGGAUUCGUUCAGCUCCGGCGACGAGGGCAACGAGGCUGCAGCAGCGGACGAGAUAGAGAAUGAAAGCCCCGAGCCGUUGCCCGUCGCCGAAACGACGUCUCGCGAAGAGCAAACCUCCUUUCACUGCCCGCUCUGCGAUAAGGUGUGUAUAAGCCAGCGCCAGUGGCAAGAACACCUUGGGAGUAACCGCCACCGCAAACUGGUCAAACGGGCGGCCAACGGAGACGGCCUCGACCAACCAAAGCCUAGGCGACAUAAAACAAGACCAGAUAGAGAUGCAACAAAUGCCCGGUCGGAAACGUCUUUGACAUCCGAACAGCAGCAGCAGUAGCAGCAGCAGCAGCAGCAGCUACCCACUACAAAUAGAUCCUGCUACCCCUUGUCAAAGAGUAGCAGACAAGGAAAAAAAAAAAAAAAUAAAAGAACUACCGUUAAGUCAAAGUCUUAAAAAAAAGAAAAGAAAAGAGGCCGCGUUUAAUGAUCGCUUCCCCUUUUUUUUUUUUUCUUGCGUGUCUGUGAUCUCAUUUACCGUCUGACUGGCAAACGUUCGCACAAUAAAAAGUCGUACUAAUGAUAGUCAAUUGUGUUUCGAUUGUGUUGGGAAGAAUUUCGAAACGGAAUCGCGGUAAAAUACAAAGAGCCUACAGACAAUACAAUUCAAAAUGUGCGUUGAA
Messenger RNA from Daphnia carinata, 1898 nucleotides. Its product is annotated as tRNA dimethylallyltransferase-like. NCBI's taxonomy places the organism in Eukaryota, Metazoa, Arthropoda, Branchiopoda, Diplostraca, Daphniidae. The transcript is spliced from 7 exons. Gene Ontology annotation, molecular function: nucleic acid binding; tRNA dimethylallyltransferase activity; zinc ion binding. Bases 29 to 1555 code for a protein of 508 amino acids. Gene Ontology annotation, biological process: tRNA modification. The record is from RefSeq and is a predicted model, not a curated record. Gene Ontology annotation, cellular component: mitochondrion.